Messenger RNA from Fragaria vesca subsp. vesca, 3789 nucleotides. RefSeq names its product TMV resistance protein N-like. The transcript is spliced from 5 exons. Bases 37 to 3789 code for a protein of 1250 amino acids. Gene Ontology annotation, molecular function: ATP binding; ADP binding; protein kinase activity. Gene Ontology annotation, biological process: protein phosphorylation; defense response; signal transduction. The record is from RefSeq and is a predicted model, not a curated record. Lineage: Eukaryota; Viridiplantae; Streptophyta; Magnoliopsida; Rosales; Rosaceae.
UUCUUCUAUAUGAAUAUGGAUUAGCAGGUUACUAAUAUGGCUUCUUCUGCUUCUGCUGCUGAAAUUUACCUCCCUCGAGACAAGUAUGAUGUCUUUCUUAGUUUUAGAGGUCUAGACACGCGCCAGAAAUUUACCAGCCAUCUUUAUGAGGCUUUAAAGCGGAAGAAAAUUGAUACCUACAUGGAUAAUAGACUUGAAAGAGGAGAUGAAAUUGAGCAUGCCCUGGUGGAAGCAAUCGAGCAAUCAAAGAUUUCAAUAAUUGUUUUUUCAGAAAACUAUGCCUCUUCUAGCUGGUGCUUGGAUGAGCUUGUGCAUAUACUGAAAUGCAGGCAAAGAUAUGGACAGAUUGUUAUACCUGUAUUUUAUGAAAUAGAUCCAUCACAUGUACGGAAACAGCAGGGAAGUUAUGCAAGUGCAUUAGUAGCUCAUGAAGAACGUUUCGUGAACAACAAGGAGAAAGUGCUCAGUUGGAGGAAAGUUUUGUCAUCUGUAGCUAAUCUAUCUGGGUUUGAUUCAAAAAAUACCAGGCCCGAGUCUGCAUUAGUUGAGACAAUUGUCAAAGAGGUUUUGAAGAGAUUGAAUUGUAACUCGUCAACUAAUUCGAGAGGUCUCUUUGGGAUUGAAAGUCAGAUUCAACAAAUUAAAUUGUUAUUAUCCAUUCAUGCACAAGAUGUUCCGAUACGCAAUAUAGGCAUUUGGGGAAUGGGUGGUAUAGGAAAGACCACCCUUGCUAAUGAGGUAUUUCUCCGACUCUCUUCUGAAUUCGAUUCUUGUUCAUUUCUUGCAAAUGUUAGAGAAGAGUCAGAGAAAUAUGGCAUACAUCAUGUGCGAAAUAAACUUCUCGGUGAGUUAUUAGAGGAGGAAAGCCAAAAUAUUGGCUCUCUAUCUAUAGGGUCACAUCUUUUACGCAGGUUGUCCCGUACGAAGGUCCUUGUUGUUCUAGAUGAUGUGAACGAUUCAAGCCAAAUAGAAGCUUUACUUGGAGAUCAAGUUGUGUUUGCAUGGGGAAGUAGAAUCAUUAUAACCUCUAGAGAUAAGCGACCACUGAUAGAUAGAGUGGAUGAUGAACAUAUAUACCCGAUGAAGGGGUUGGAGAUUGAUGACGCUCUUCAGCUUUUUCAUUUGAAAGCUUCCAAAGAUGACCUUUCCAAAACAGAUUGUUUGGACUUGUCAGUAAGAGCUGUAGAGAUUGCUAAAGGUAUACCAUUAUUUCUUACAGUUUUGAGCUCCUCAUUUGGUGAUUGCAAAACUAGAGAAGAUUGGGAAGAUGAAUUGAACAGGUGGCAAAACUUUCCGAACAAAAAAAUUGAGGAUAGGUUGAGACCAAGCUAUAAUGGAUUACAAGAGGAUGAGAAGGGAAUAUUUCUUGAUAUUGCAUGUUUCUUUAAAGGAGAAAAGAGAGGGAAGUCAGAAAGAAUAUUACAAAUGCACGGGUUCUCUGCACGGAGGGGAAUUCAAAUUCUCAUCAAUAAGUCUCUUAUAUCAAUUUCCAUGGAUAAUCACCUAGAGAUGCAUGAUUUGCUGCAAGAAAUGGGUCGGUCCAUUGUUCGUGAACAAUGCACUCAUAACUGUGGGAAGCGCAGUAGGUUAUGGAAUGCCAAGGAUGUCUAUCAAGUAUUGAAAAAUAAGAUGGGAACUACAAAACUUGAAGCCAUAUGUUCAGACAUAUCUACCAUUGAUCAGGAGUUGCAACUGAGUCCUAAGUCCUUCAAAAAUAUGCACAAUCUAAGGUUGCUACGAUUUUAUGCACAGCCAAAUGUGGACACCAAAAUGCACCUUCCUGAAGGUCUCGACUUUUUACCUGACUACCUUAGAUAUCUAUACUGGGAGAGCUACCCUGCUAAAUCUUUGCCAUCAGAAUUUUCUCCACACAAUCUAGUUGAGCUUCAUCUGCCCAAUGGCAAAGUUAAGAAGCUUUGGAAUAAUAAUGGCCAGAGUUUGGGGAAUUUAAAGAGGUUGAAUCUUAAAGGGUGCAAACACCUGAUUGAAGUUCCGGAUUUCUCUCAGUGUCCAAAUAUUGAAACAUUAAUUCUCAGCGGUUGUACAGGUUUGGUUCAACUGUAUGUUAAAAAGUUUGAUAAGGUUACUACUCUAAAACUUUCAGGCUGCUCGAGUCUUAAAUUUUAUCCGGAGAUGCCAUGCAAUGUGCAAAACUUAGAUUUGUCUUGGUCUAAGCUGACUGAAGUUCCCGAUCUCUCUCGGUGUCCAAAUAUUAAGAAGUUAUAUCUGAAUCAUUGUGCGGAGUUGGUUCGACUUCCUGAUGGAUAUCUUAAACAUCUUGCCAAGCUUACUACUCUUAAUAUGGCAGACUGUUUAAGUCUUAAAGCUUCUCCUGAGGUACCAAGCAGUUUACAAACCCUAGAUUUGUCUAGGUGCUUUCAACUGAGUGAAGUUCCUGAUCUCUCUCAGUGUCCAAAUAUUAAGAAAAUAGAUCUCUGUUGGUGCACAAAUUUGGUUGAACUCCCAAUAUUAAAAGAUUUUGAAAAGCUUAUUUGUUUGGAACUAGCAGGGUGCUCUGGUCUUAAAGCUGCUCCUGAGUUACCCCGCAAUUUACGACAAUUGGAUUUGUCUUCUUGCUCUCAAAUGAUUGAAGUUCCUGAUCUCUCCGAGUGUGCAAAUAUUGAUGAAAUAGAUUUCAGUCGGUGUUCAAGUUUGGCUCAACUCCCUAAGUCAACAUUUAAAUAUCUUGAUAAGGUUUCUCGUCUGCAGCUGGCAAGGUGCUUGAGUCUUAAAGUUUGUCCCGAGUUACCGCCCAAUAUACGAGAUUUGAAUUUGUCUAAUUGCUGUCAACUGACUGAACUUCCCGAUCUCUCUGGCUGUCCAAAUAUUGAGACUCUAGAUCUCUGUCAUUGUACAAGAUUGGUGCACAUCCCUGAUUCAUAUGUUGGAAAUCUUAAUAAGCUUACUACUAUGUAUCUGGAAGAUUGCUCGAGUCUUAAAGUCUUCCCGAAAAUACCACAAAAUGUAAAGAAUUUGCAUGCGCCUUCUUGCUCUCAGCUGACUGAAUUUCCUGAUAUCAGUGGGUGUCCUAACAUUGAGAGGAUAGAUCUCAGUGACUGUACAAGUUUGGUUCAUGUCCCUCCUUUUGUCAGAAAUCUUGAUUUCUUUCGUUCCUGCCCCCUGCACUGGGAGGUCUUAAGCGAUGCAAACAGAGGUGGCUCGUCAAGUGGUCUUGAGAAGGCCACUAAUGGGUUUGCUCAGAAGAACAUGAUAGGCCAAGGUGGGUAUGGGGUUGUGUACAAGGGCACACUUGCUGAUGGGACCCUUGUUGCUGUGAAGCAGAUUCUUGAUAUGGAGGCAUUGGAUUCGAAAGGGGACGAGAAGUUUUCGAAUGAGGUGGAGAUCAUAGGGAAGAUUCGGCAUAGGAAUUUGCUGUCGCUUAGAGGGUGUUGUGUUACUAGUGAUGAUUUUGAAGGGAAAAGGAGGUUCUUGGUUUAUGAUCUUAUGACAAAUGGGAAUUUGAGUGACCAUUUGAGUAGCAGUAAGAGGAGAUUGAGUUGGCCUCAGAGAAAGAGUAUCAUACUUGAUGUUGCAAAAGGGCUUGCUUACUUGCACAAUUGGAUCAAGCCUGCUAUUUAUCACAGGGACAUAAACGGGACUAACAUACUAUUGGAUUCAGAAAUGAAGGCCAAAGUUGCAGACUUUGGUUUAGCCAAGCAAAGUUUAGUGGGGCAGACUCACUUGACAACAAGAGUUGCUGGCACUUAUGGUUAUUUGGCGCCAGAGUAUGCUCUCUAUGGACAGCUUCCGGAGGAGCGAUGUUUACAGCUUCGGCAUUGUGAUUCUUGA